Lachancea dasiensis is the source of this 903-nucleotide messenger RNA. The record is from the annotation of a GenBank genome assembly. NCBI's taxonomy places the organism in Eukaryota, Fungi, Ascomycota, Saccharomycetes, Saccharomycetales, Saccharomycetaceae.
AUGACCCUAGCAGAAGUGGCAGAACGCUGUUAUCAUAUCACAUCCAGUUAUUUGGCUUCUUCAAGCGAUUCUGCUAUUGUAGGCUCUACCAAAGAAGCGCUCAACUUGACUCGUCGCUAUUUUUUACAAGAUGUGUUUACUCAAUGGAACCCGUUUAGCAAGAAGUUGUCGUUUUCCUAUAAUGGUGGUAAGGAUUGCCAAGUACUAUUAAUUUUGUAUUUGUCGUGCCUUUGGGAGUUUUUUGCAGAAAGCGUUGGCUCGUCUCAGUAUCCUGCACAAUAUCAUCAAUUCCCUCUGCGAUUUCUACCCACAGUAUACAUCAAUCAGACGGAAACAUUCACAACGCUGGAGAACUCAAUUGAGUCCACAAGGAAGCGGUAUUUCCUUUCGGUCUACGAAUCACCACAAAACCAAACGAGUAUGCCCGAAGCUUUCAAAAAAUUCCUAGAUGUUCACCCUCAGACAGAGGCUAUUGUAAUAGGCAUCCGUCAUACGGAUCCCUUUGGCUCAGAUUUAGACUGCGUUCAGAAAACGGAUAAAAACUGGCCCACUUUCAUGCGUAUUCAGCCUCUGCUGCAUUGGAAAUUGGCUAAUGUAUGGAGUUUACUACUGUAUUCAAAUGAGGAGAUAUGUGGGUUAUACGAGACUGGCUUCACGUCAAUAGGAAGUAUCAACAGUACCGUUCCGAAUCCUUUUUUGAAGAAAUCGCACUCGGAUUUACAGAAUCCUUUCCAGUGGGAAAUCGAGAAUGCAUUUGGAAAGCGGAAAGAGGACAUAAACAAAGUACGCGUUUCGAAGCUGUCAAGCGCUGAUGUACAGCUAUUCGCUGGAUGUAGCGAUGACGAGUACUAUCCGGGAUGGUACUUGGUUGACGAUUCUCUGGAAAGGGCAGGGAGAAGCUAA